Baudoinia panamericana UAMH 10762 is the source of this 1467-nucleotide messenger RNA. RefSeq lists its product as uncharacterized. Gene Ontology annotation, molecular function: oxidoreductase activity. Lineage: Eukaryota; Fungi; Ascomycota; Dothideomycetes; Mycosphaerellales; Teratosphaeriaceae. Bases 1 to 1467 code for a protein of 488 amino acids. The transcript is spliced from 3 exons. The record is from RefSeq and is a predicted model, not a curated record.
AUGGCGCAGAAGGUGUCUGUCGCCGAGAUUACGAAGCAUGCCACGCCGGAUGACUGCUGGGUUGUCGUCAAUGGCAAAGUCUACGACCUCAGCAAGUUUGCGCCUAACCAUCCUGGCGGGCCCGAAAUGGUGUAUAAGUACGCUGGCAAAGACGGGACGAAGACCUACAACCAGUUUCAUUCGAAGGACCUCAUCGAGAAGCAGCUCUCUGACAGCGAGAAGCUUGGAGAGUUCGAUGAGUCAACCGUCACAGACACAUGGGUCAAUGCGCAGAAAGAAGAGACUAUCUCGGAAGCCGACCCAAACGAGAGGCCACCGCUAUCAAUGCUCCUCAAUUGCGACGACUUCGAGAAGGCCUUCGCCAAGUCCGGACCUCAGAAAGCGAAUGCUUACAUUUCCAGUGCCUCGAAUGACCUGCUGUCUUUGAAUGCCAAUAAGUCUUUUUGGCAGAAGCUAUGGUUUCGACCCAGGAUCAUGCGCAAUGUGUCCGCGAUUAACACCAAGUCCAAAAUGUUCGGUUGUGAUGUUAUAAUGCCAGUCUGGAUCUGCCCUAUGGGCGUGGCGAAGGGCGCUGGCGAGCAGGGAGAAUGUGCCCUUGGUGCAGGUGCCGCAGCAAGUGGUAUCAUUCAUUGCGUUUCGACUGUAUCGUCCUAUGACCUCGGCGAUGUGCUAGCCAGCGCUCCGCGGACUUACCCAUUCUUCUUCCAACUGUACGUCGACAAGCAAAGGCAGAAGACAGAGGCCUUGCUAAAGCGGCUGGAGACUCUGGAUCAGAUCAAAGCGCUUUUCGUGACUGUGGACUUGGCCGUGGUCUCAAAGCGGGAAGCGGAUGAGCGAAUAAAAACACAGGAGAACACGGCCAGCUACUUGCAUGGAGAGAAAAACAAGAUCGACAAGAAGGGAGCGGGACUGGCUCGAACGAAUGGAUCCUUUAUUGACUGGGCGCUCUCGUGGGAAGACCUUGCCUGGGUGCGGAAACAUUCGAGCCUGCCGAUUGUUGUUAAGGGGAUCCAGUCUGCUGCAGAUGCGAAGAUGGCGAUGCAAAUGGGCUGCCAAGGUAUUGUUGUCUCGAACCAUGGUGGACGCGCACUUGACAGCGCGCCGGCCACUAUACUUGUCCUGCUGGAGAUAAGGCGAGAUUGCCCAGAAGUCUUUGACCGGAUGGAGGUACACGUUGAUGGCGGUAUACGACGAGGUUCUGACAUCCUGAAGGCUGUCUGCCUUGGAGCCAAGGGUGUCGGUGUUGGUAGGCCGUUCCAAUGCUCGGUCAUGUACGAUCGUGAGGGCGUUGAGGCCGUUGCGGAAAUCCUACAAGACGAGCUGGAAACCGCAAUGCGUUUAUGUGGCGUGACACAUCUUGACCAAGUGCGAGGAGACAUGUCAUGGCUCAAUACUUCAGAGUUGGAACAAUAUCUGCCGAAGAGACAGGGCUGGUCUUUUUUUGGCAGCCUGAGGUCAAGAUUAUAG